GGGUUUAAUACUAGGAAACAGAUACCAAUAUUUCCAACUUUAACCCCCCUCCACAUACUCACACCCACACAUAUCUCUCAAAAUGCGAACCUCACCCCUCCUCUUCCUCUCCGGCCUCACCGCCGCCGCCCCCGCAACACUCACAACCCGCGAAGCCCCCUCGCCUCCUCCCCGCAUCGUCUCCGUCUCCUACUCCGGCAGCGGGUGUCCGUCCGCAUCGCCCGCCGUCGACCGCACCGGCGGGUUCGAGGACAUCGCGCUGCGCAUGAAUUCCUUCGAGGCCCGCACCACGACCGCCGCCGACAGCUCCGUCAACUGCCAGGCGCAUCUGUCUAUUGCGGGCAGCGCGGCCGGCUGGCAGGUCGGGGUUAAGGAUGUUUAUGUGAAAGGACAUUUGGUUCUGGACCCUGGGGCUAGUCUGGAUUAUUAUGUUACGAGCUUUUGGAGCGAGGAUGCUGGGAGGACGACCACAAUCAAGGGCUCCCUCGCAAAUAACGGCGGCGGCCAGCUAAACCAGGACAUCGAGGCGCGGAGCACAGUCCCCGACGGCCAGGUCGUGUACUCACCGUGCACAGGCGCCAGGGGCGAUGUCGGCUUGCUGAAUGUGAACUUCCGCGUCGCGCUCCAGGCGGCGGGGACCCAGUACGGGUAUUUCGGCAAGGACCCUGAUACUACGGCUUCCGAGAGCUGGAGUUACGUGUGGCGGCGGUGCUAGGUUUCUUUUUAUAGUUAGGUAGGUAGGUACUUAAUUUCGGGUUGGUAGGGCAUGAUGUGGAGAUGAAGAUACCUUUUUGCAUGGUGGCUGUUU
Messenger RNA from Annulohypoxylon maeteangense, 808 nucleotides. RefSeq lists its product as uncharacterized. Bases 83 to 715 code for a protein of 210 amino acids. NCBI's taxonomy places the organism in Eukaryota, Fungi, Ascomycota, Sordariomycetes, Xylariales, Hypoxylaceae. The record is from RefSeq and is a predicted model, not a curated record. The transcript is spliced from 2 exons.